AGGCUCUGCCCGCCGGGGCGCGCGGGGCUGGGCUGGGCUGGGCCGGGCCGGGCCGGGCCGGGCCGCGGCGGCGGGGGCCGAGCCGCGGGCGCCCAAUCAGCGCGGCGCGGGGGCUCGGGCGCUUUAAGCGCCGCGGCGGCGGAGCGGCCGCAAAGUCCCCGCGGCGCCGCGCCGAGCAUCCGCGCUUGGGGCGCGCACAGGGCCCGGCCGCGGCCGCCGCCUGCUCCCCGCCGCCGCGCCGCCGCCGCCCCGGCCAUGUCGAUGCUGCCGUCCUUCGGCUUCACGCAGGAGCAGGUCGCCUGCGUGUGCGAGGUGCUGCAGCAGGGCGGGAACCUGGAGCGGCUGGGCCGGUUCCUGUGGUCGCUGCCGGCCUGCGACCACCUGCACAAGAACGAGAGCGUGCUCAAGGCCAAGGCCGUGGUGGCCUUCCACCGCGGCAACUUCCGCGAGCUCUACAAGAUCCUGGAGAGCCACCAGUUCUCGCCGCACAACCACCCCAAGCUGCAGCAGCUCUGGCUCAAGGCGCACUACGUGGAGGCGGAGAAGCUGCGCGGGCGGCCGCUGGGCGCCGUGGGCAAGUACCGCGUGCGGCGCAAGUUCCCGCUGCCGCGCACCAUCUGGGACGGCGAGGAGACCAGCUACUGCUUCAAGGAGAAGUCGCGGGGCGUGCUGCGCGAGUGGUACGCGCACAACCCCUACCCGUCCCCGCGCGAGAAGCGCGAGCUGGCCGAGGCCACCGGCCUCACCACCACCCAGGUCAGCAACUGGUUCAAGAACCGGCGGCAGCGCGACCGGGCGGCCGAGGCGAAGGAAAGGGAGAACACGGAGAACAACAACGCGGCCCCCAACAAGCCGAACCAGCUCUCGCCCCUGGACGGCAGCAAGCCGCUCCUGUCCAGCUCCGAGGAGGAGUUUUCGCCGCCGCAGAGCCCGGAGCAGAACUCGGUGCUGCUGCUGCAGGGCAGCCUGGGCCACGCCAGGGGCUCCGGCUACGGCCUGGGCGGCCUGGCCGCCUCGCAGAGCCUCCAGGGCCACCAGCUCCAGGACUCGCUGCUGGGACCCCUCACGUCCAGCCUGGUGGAUCUGGGCUCCUAAAGGGCCGCGGCGGCCGGCCAGGAGGCUCGCCUCGGGCAUAGAGACCCUCGGUUGUACAUAGCGGACAGCACACGGUUUUACAGCUUGCCCCGCGGCUCUUCGCGGGGCUCCCGGCUCUCUCCGCACGACCCCGCAUCGGCUCCCGGGCCCCCCCGGCGUCUCCCACCGCCACCGUCAUUUUUUCCACGUAGCCAAACGCAGCGAGCAGCAGAAACCCUCUUCCCGUCGAGUCCGGACGAGCUGCUCCCGGCGGGGAUUACAAAGAGAAGCGACCCCCAAAACAGCUGGAUCCGCUUCCCCGCGAAGGCGGAGGAGCCCCGCGGGCGCGGGGCAGGGCGGCCCGGCCCGGGCGGGGCCCCGCGGAGCCCGGGCGCGGGCGGAGGCAGCGGCGCGGCCGCGCAGAGCCCUGUGUUGCAGCGGGAGGAGGGCAGGGAAGUUACGUUUACAUUUUUUUCGUAUGUAGAAUAUCAGGAAGAUUUCGAUGUAGUUUAAAUUAAAGAAAAAAAACAGAAAAAGCAAUGAAAAAGCUGCAGUAUUAGAGUUUAAAUAAGUGCCUAUGUCUUAACGCGGCUGGGCGAGGCGGCGCGCUCCCGCGGGCGAGCGCCCCGCCGGCGGCUUUCUCCUCCGUGGUGAAACGCAUCGAUGUGGCUAAAAAUUAGGAGAUUAAUAAUAAAAGUCGACGGCCGUUUCCUUCUAAACGAGUGUUUCUUAGGCCGCUCUGCCAGCUCCGCGCUGGCGGUGCCUUCUCCCGUCCGUCCCCGCUCGCCACCUCCCCAGUUUGGCUUGCAACGAGUCUGCGGACGACGCUGUCUGUCUCGAGUAUUCGUUACCGAAAAUAGCAUGUGCUUUCAGGUUUCUUUUCUAUUGUACCGAAACAGUCUAAAUUAAACAACGCUCAUGGCAGAA
This is a messenger RNA of Dromaius novaehollandiae (emu), 2001 nucleotides long. It is a transcript of the gene SIX1, whose product is annotated as SIX homeobox 1. The record is from RefSeq and is a predicted model, not a curated record. Bases 256 to 1095 code for a protein of 279 amino acids. Lineage: Eukaryota; Metazoa; Chordata; Aves; Casuariiformes; Dromaiidae. Gene Ontology annotation, biological process: regulation of transcription by RNA polymerase II; regulation of skeletal muscle cell proliferation; skeletal muscle fiber development. Gene Ontology annotation, cellular component: nucleus; transcription regulator complex. The transcript has 2 exons. Gene Ontology annotation, molecular function: RNA polymerase II cis-regulatory region sequence-specific DNA binding; DNA-binding transcription factor activity, RNA polymerase II-specific.